Messenger RNA from Closterium sp. Naga37s-1, 1011 nucleotides. The record is from the annotation of a GenBank genome assembly. NCBI's taxonomy places the organism in Eukaryota, Viridiplantae, Streptophyta, Zygnematophyceae, Desmidiales, Closteriaceae.
AUGGAGCGCCGUCUUCUGGAUCGGCUUGAUGACGUGGAGAAGGAGCUUCGUCGCUCGCAUGCGGGGUCGGCGUCACCAUCAGCUCCUCGCGCUGCUCCCGUCGUCCCUCUCUCCGCGCUCCUGCCCCACAAUCCUUUUGGAUCCCCGGCGCGCUCAGCGCGGCCGCUGCCUGCGGGGAUGGGCUUCGUAGGCGCUGGUGGCGGGCCGCCGUGGGCUCAGUUUGCUCCGCCGCGUCCUCUUCCUGCUCCGCGUGAUCUCGCCGUGUCGUCUCACCGUGCCCGCGCGUCUGCGUUGCUUCCGCCGAUGAAGGAAGUUCCCACGGCGACCCUGGCCCGCCUAUGGUCGCUGGCGGCGUCCCUGCAGAGCCUUGAGCAGAUUCUUCAGGAGUCAUUUGACUCCAUGCCGCGUGCUGCCCUGUUGCUGUCACCUCACCCACCCUUCUCUCCUCCUCACCCCAUUGCUGACCUCUCUGUUGUGUCAAGUCAACACCCUCGCUCCCCCCCAACCGCUUUUCCCCCGCCACCCAAUCAUGAGCCCACUCCCCUCCUCCUCAUUCUUCCCAUUGUGUUCCCCAUCCACCCUCCUCUCCCCCCCCUUCAACCCUCCCCCCCACCACCCAAUACAUCAGUCCACUCUUCUCCUCCUCACUCUCUCCAUUUCCACUCUUCUCCUCCUCACUCUCUCCAUUGUUUCCCCCAUCCACCCUCCACUCCCCACCCCGUCCCCACCCCCUCCCAAUCCGCUUCCCCCACCACCUCUAUACAUCAGGCCACGCCUCUCCUCCUCACUCUAGCCAUCGAGCUUUCAGACAUUGUCUUUGCGGUGAGUGCUCCUGAGGGUGAAACCCCUCCUCUCCUCCCCUCCUCUCCUCCCCUCCUCUCCUCCCCUCCUCUCCUCCCCUCCUCUCCUCCCCUCCUCUCCUCCCCUCCUCUCCUCCCCUCCUCUCCUCCCCUCCUCUCCUCCCCUCCUCUCCUCCCCUCCUCUCCUCCACGCCUCUCCUCCUCACUCUAG